UCAGUCAGUCAGUGCCCAGUCACAGAUCCGUAUAAUGUGGAGGUGCGUUCGUCUAGCAGCGCUUACCCUGCCCUUCUGCCUGUCCAUGGUGGGAGGUGCAGCAGAAAUAUUCAAGAACCCUGGCUUCGAGAGCACCAACCCCCUCAGUAGUUGGGAAUGUGUCUCCUGUCAUAUGGCAGUGGCCAGUGACCACACAGAGGGCAGACACUCACUCAAGGUCUCGGCACGGACUAAUUCUCGGUCAGGAAUCAGACAGAACGUUGCUCUCCGGGACAAAACCCGGUACUCCCUGCAGUCCUAUGUGAAGCAGCUAACCAACCCGACUGGGAAACUGUACCAGCAUUACAUGAUACAACUGGACGUGACCCGAAACAAUGGAUCUACUGAAUAUAUACGGACGGCCUUUCGUUCGGUCACAUCACAUGACGGAUGGGUUCAACUGCGUAGUGACUUUGUAUUCUAUAACGAAGGUUACAGGAGAGUGAGUCUGAGGUUGAAUAAUCCAGAUGCAGGCGUUGACUUCCUGGUUGAUCACAUGUCACUCACGGAAAUACCCGAGGACAAAGAUUGGAAAUCAAAGGCGGACAAGAGGAUAGACCAGCUCAGGAAGAACAAUAUCCAUUUUAACAUCCAAGUCCCGCCCCACGUGUCCUAUGCGGAUCUUGUGAUUCAGGUGGAUCUCGUGAAACAUGGCUUCUCUUUCGGGUCCCAAACGAACACGAAGACACUGUCUCUCGACCCACACUACGCUGAUCUGUUCUACUACCUGUUCAACUUCGCCACGGUCAACGACUACUACUGGCACACUGACCCCAAGCCGCUGCACAAUCCUGAUUACAGCGCAGUUUCGAAGACACUUGACGAGCUCCAUAAACAUGGAAUAAAUGUGCGAGGCCACACCAUUUUCUGGGGGACACACGAACAAUGGGUUCCAGACUGGGUGAGGGCCUUGACUCCCAGCCAGGUGGAGCAAGCUGUGGAUGAGCGGAUACAGUACAUUGUCAAGGACACCAAGGGGAAACUGCAGCAGUGGGAUGUGAACAACGAAUUGGUGCGUGGACACUGGUUCGAAGAAAAGACUAGAGACAGAUUCUACACUCACAAGAUGUUCGCCAAGGUGCACCAGGCAGAUCCCAGUGUCAAACUCUUCCUCAAUGACAACAAUGUUGUGGCCACCGGAUUUGCUACUACAGCAUACGUUGUCCAAGCAAAGGAGUUUAAGGCUGCCAAUGUGGGUCUGUACGGCCUGGGUAUCCAGUGUCAUUUCCUGCCAUACACGGCUCCUGAUCCAACUCUCAUGAAGAGACGCCUGGACAUGUUGGCCACGACUGGCCUGCCUCUGUGGGUCACCGAGUUGGACGUUGUGGCCAGUACCGAAAACAUCCGAGCUGACUGGUACGACACGGCACUGCGCAUGCUGUUCAGUCACCCGGAUGUUGAGGGAAUCAUACUCUGGGGAUUCUGGGAUUUACAUCACUGGAGGGGCAAGGAGGCAGCUCUUGUUAAUGGACCUAACUUUCAUGUUAACGCAGCAGGAAAGAGAUACAUCGACCUCCUCUACAAGGAAUGGAGUACACACGUCACACACAAGGUGUCAUCAGGGACACAGUUUAACGUCCGAGGUUUCCAUGGUGACUACAGGGUCGUCGUCAAAUACCAUGGCAACCCGGUGAUGCAGCAGACUUUUACCCUGGGGAAACAGGACAAACAAGUUAACAUCCAGAUCACCGACGUCAACCAUCACAUAAACAUUCCAACAACGAAGUCCCCCAUCGACUACCACCGCGUCAUUUCUCACCCCGUGGCACACAUCAACGAACACUCAAUGGGACAAAAGACCUCGGGCACCUCCAGUAAGCUGACCUGUGUCUCGGCUUUCUCGGGCUUCUCUCAAGUUGGGAAUGACAAGAUGACGGAGGUUGGAUGUGCUAGCGGUUACGUCCUGACCGGAUGCUUGGGGAAAAUAAAGGAUAAUCGUAAUACCCGAGAUGGGGAGGCAGUUUACAUGCAGAAUGGGAACCCUCUUUGUCAGACAUAUGAAGGGAGUCAUGCAACUGCACCUGCUCAGGCGACGGCGAGAUGUUGUAAACUGACAGGCCUGAAGUGUGACUACCGGAAGUCAGGGGUCUCACAAGGAGUGCUGGACCAGCGGCUGGAGACCCAGUGUCUCAACAACAUGUUCGCUACAGGUUGUACGUCUCACAACAGCAACGAGCACACCGAUGGGGCGUUUCCUUCUUCCCAUUCGUGUUUUGCCCAGAAUUCUGAAAACUAUGGCGGUGUAACGUCCUAUGCCAUGUGCUGUUCAGCCCCUAAUCUCACCUGUCAAGUAAAGACGUCCAAACCCACGGGCAACAAAUUAGGGGACGUGGCCGGUGUUUCAUGUGACUCUGGGUGGCAGCUCGUGGGCUGCUCAGGAUUUUCUGAGGAUGGCAAAGUAGGAGGAGCGUAUAUUAAAGCUAACCCUGACCAGUGCGUGGCGGUGAAUGGAGCUGAGAGACUGUGGGGAGAGAUGGGGGUCACAGCCUUCGCCACCUGCUGCAGACCACACUGAUGGAGUUGGAAUAAAUACAAUAUCACUAGGAGAUG
Molecule: messenger RNA, 2589 nt
Organism: Haliotis rubra (blacklip abalone)
Lineage: Eukaryota; Metazoa; Mollusca; Gastropoda; Lepetellida; Haliotidae
Product: endo-1,4-beta-xylanase 3-like
Exons: 18
Coding region: 35-2554 (839 amino acids)
Biological process (GO): carbohydrate metabolic process
Molecular function (GO): hydrolase activity, hydrolyzing O-glycosyl compounds
Source: RefSeq, a predicted model, not a curated record